AUGGCUACUCGAAACCAGGAAGUUGAACGUCUUGCAAAAGACAUCAACCGAAUAGAUGUUUUUACAACACAAAAUCAAGAAACACUAAUGGGCUUGAAAGCAGCUUUUGAUCAGAUGCAAGCAACAUUUUCAAAACUGGAACAACAAGAUGAUACCCCUGAAAGGUACAAAGUUAGAUAUGCUGUUGUCCAUCUAGAGGGUAGAGCCUUGCAAUGGCAUCAAGGGUUUAUGAAAUCCUCUGGGAAACAGAUAUGUGAUGUGACUUGGGAUGAGUAUACAAGAAAUGCAUCCACUAGAUUUGCUGCAACACUAAUAGAGGAUGCUAUGGGUGCACUCAAGGCAUUAAUCCAAACUGGUGAACUAGAAGAUUACUGUGAUGAAUUUGACCUACUUUUGAAUAAGGUAACAUUACCUUAUGAGUAUACAAUUAGUUUAUUCAUUGAAGGGUUGAAACCUGAAAUUAAGUGUCAUGUCAAAAUGUUUAAACCUAAAACAUUGAGGGAGACAUAUUCUUUGGCAAGAUUGCAGAAUCAGUCAAAUAAGACCCUGGGUUUGGGUAGUAUGAGUAACACAGGCUCCACCAGUUAG
This is a messenger RNA of Helianthus annuus (common sunflower), 588 nucleotides long. RefSeq lists its product as uncharacterized. The record is from RefSeq and is a predicted model, not a curated record. The coding region runs from base 1 to 588 and encodes 195 amino acids. The transcript has 2 exons. Lineage: Eukaryota; Viridiplantae; Streptophyta; Magnoliopsida; Asterales; Asteraceae.